AUUGCUGUGUUUUGAAACUUUUUUUUUCUUUUUUUACAGCAGACUAAUUAGUGCCGUCACUUAGGUGUGUGUAAUUUAAGACUUGGACUAACUGCAGUCAGCUAGCUUUAGCUUACCAAGGCUAACGUGAUGCUGACUGCUGUAGGUUGUAGCUGUAACGUCACCGUGUUGUUGAAAGGACAACAAAGUCCUGUCUAACGUCAUUAAUGUUCGCUCGUGCAACCUGUCGUCGAAAAGGUUGAUGUUGUACCGGGUUUUUGUCUCCAUUUCCACUAGAAAUGUCUCAGAUCUCUUGAGUAACGAUCUUCAGUCCUCAAAAUCUGAGUCCCAAGGAGUAAAUGGCCAGAUCUCCCAGAUCCCAGGACUGUCCCCAGCCAUCAGCUCUCUCCCAGAGGAGAGGGCACGAGGGAGGAGAGCCGGAGUCCUAGACAGUGAUUCUGAGUAUAUCAAGCUUGCAAAACAAGGAGGACAUAAGGGACUUUUGUGGCAUGACGAAACAAUUACUUCUAAAGCUGAUGCAUACAAACCUCCAGGCUGGUUCUGCCCUGAAUCAGAAGGAGAUUGCAAACCAAGCAGUCUAAUUAACAGCGAAGAGAAGAAAAACCCUGGAGCUUUUCAACUGCCAGAGCCCCCCUUUGGGACUGACAAUAUGUCAGCCUGGGAGAGGGAUGAUAGCAGCAGCAAUGGCAAAGAGAAGAACAACAAUGUUCAUGAAACCCAGAUUGAGAAGUGGCAGUCACCCAGUCAAUAUCAUGUGGCCAGCAAGUUCAAGAGGAUAGUAUAUGACAAGAAUCCACCACCUGUCAGCAUGUCUAAGCUGUUGAGCUUUGGUUAUGCAGGAGACAACAAACCAACAGCCAACGCUGAUUUAUCCAAUUAGAAGACUGCCAUCGCCGUGUGGAAAGGAUGCUAGAACUUGAAUGCGUUCAACAAGAAUAGUUGCCAUCCUCUCUUGCUUUAAACAAUUUCUUUACAUUUUUCAUACUGAGCAACAUCAAAUGUUUUAUUAGUUUCAAUUGUUCUGUUGUGUCGGAUGUAUCACUGGAGUGUGAAAGUUGUCAUGGAAUUAAAGCUAGGGCUUUUAAUUUAUUAUGCAUGUUACUGGUACCUCAUUGCCUGCAUUCUUUAAAUAAUUAAUAUUCCUAAUAAAGUUUUUUUGCUUUGUCUGUAACUCUGAAAAGGCAGCUUGAAGGAAUAAAAGUUUGUAAUUCAAAUAAAAGCAAUGUUCUUGCCUUGUA
Molecule: messenger RNA, 1238 nt
Organism: Centropristis striata (black sea bass)
Lineage: Eukaryota; Metazoa; Chordata; Actinopteri; Perciformes; Serranidae
Exons: 7
Coding region: 242-880 (212 amino acids)
Source: RefSeq, a predicted model, not a curated record